Messenger RNA from Pieris macdunnoughi, 1116 nucleotides. The record is from the annotation of a GenBank genome assembly. NCBI's taxonomy places the organism in Eukaryota, Metazoa, Arthropoda, Insecta, Lepidoptera, Pieridae.
AUGUAUAGUAACGGUACUGAUUUUCCACCCGUAAAGGAAGAUACAUUUUGCAAAUAUGUAUUGUAUUACGAGAUAAACAACUCAAGGGUACGCAUUUGGGAUUUUAUCAUAUUGAUACCAAAUGCUUUAUUUGUGCUUUUCUUAGUUGUCAGAUUUAACAAAGCUCAGUUAAAACUUCGUGCCACGAGUAGUCCCAUAUUUCUUACAUUUUACACUCUUGUAUGGGGGAAUGUCAUAAUCAGUCUUAUAAGAUGUGCAGUUUCCAUGACUGUAAAUGCAUCAGUACCUCUUGGAGGUCUGAUUGAUAAAAUUUUAUGGGUUACUGUAAGAUUCUUCCUGCUUGCAACUGAAAUGAGUGUCGUGAUUUUUGGACUUGCCUUUGGCCACAUGGAUAGUCGCAGUAGCAUUCGAUAUGUUCUGUUGGCUACAUCUUUAAUUUCCCUUGCCUUUACUGUCACCCAGGGCACACUAGAAAUAGUGAUGCCAGAUGACAUGUUCCAUAUUGAUACAAGGGAUUAUAAUCUUUUUGGACAUGGUGGGAUGCUCUUUUGGUUUACAUCAUCAUUGGUCUUUGGGAUUAUUUACUUCAUUAUUUUACUUCUACCAUGGACACCUUUGCGGGAAUAUUUAGCUUUGCCAACAAAACUCUCAUUUUAUUUUUAUAUACUGCUACUGACCCUACUUGAUAUGACCCAAUCGGUGGGUACCGGUUUACUUAUGUGGGGAUCUAUGCAAUCAGGUCUCUGUGUUGUUGAUGUUACCACCUGGCUUUACUUCUCACUGUAUACGCCACUGGUUUAUCAUACAUUCUUAAGUGAAUUUUUCAGUGUCGCUCAACCAAGCAUAAUGUUCUCAUACAAGGCUCAGAUGGAUGAGCCAAUGGACGAUGACCAAGUCUCUUUACCGCAUCAACAAAGCUUCAGCUCACUUAAAACGGAUUCAGACUACAUCUAUCAAAGUAACAGUGUGUAUGAUAGUACACUGUUUGAAGCGGGCGGGACGACCCCAAUGAACCCCGUGUAUAGUGCAUCCUUACAAAGUCCAGACUCUAUUGCAUCUGGCCAAUCGAUAGACUUACAAGCCGGCUUUCCGAACAAAAAUAUGCUCUCUACAUAA